Cynara cardunculus var. scolymus (artichoke) is the source of this 1770-nucleotide messenger RNA. RefSeq lists its product as uncharacterized. The record is from RefSeq and is a predicted model, not a curated record. The transcript is spliced from 8 exons. The coding region runs from base 394 to 1770 and encodes 458 amino acids. Lineage: Eukaryota; Viridiplantae; Streptophyta; Magnoliopsida; Asterales; Asteraceae.
AUGAAUGAUCCACUGGAAUAAAGCACAUGGUAAUGCAAAUGCAUCCUCACUUCCAGUCGGUUUAUUCCCCUUCAUCCCUCCCAUUGUCAAACCAAAGUAACGCUUGCCAGAGACCCAUUUCUCUCUCGCGCCUCCGAUUUCCUUUCUCUUCAAAACCCUAAAAAAGACUUCCGUAUAACUUCGAUCGCAGUUUAAACCUUGAAAAACCAAUUGUUUAGUUCCAAUCAAACAAAAUUUCCCAUCAAUUUUAUGCACAAACAUUGAUACAUAUGCGUAUGAUCAUUUGAUAUACGUAUAUCUAUCUGUAUUCUCCCUGGGUUUCCGUGAUCAUCGCCUGAAACCCUCAAAUUUAUUGUGUAGUUUUUGUUUUUGUUUUUGUUUUUGUUUUGAGGCAUGUCGAAUUUCGGUCGGAGACGUGUUCGGGAGAACAGAUUGUAUUCUCCACCGGCGUUGAGAAGCAACAAUCAGCCGCCGGAAUUCAAUCAACUGCAGAGGCAAGUAACGCCCAACCGCCAGCAGCAAGAAAAACAGGAGCAACCGGAGUCUUUGGUGGAUAGUAACAGUAGGCGCAAUGCUGCUAUUACUAAUUUGGAUCGGUUCAUGAAGCACACUAUUCCGAUUGUUACUGCUCAGCAUUUCCCUAAGAGUAUGACGAAGGGUUGGAAGGAUCAUGAACGUGACCAGCCAUACUUUGUGCUCGGUGAUCUUUGGGAAUCCUUCAGGGAAUGGAGUGCAUAUGGAGCUGGAGUUCCUCUUAUACUGAAUGAAAGCGAUUAUGUUGUGCAAUACUAUGCUCCAUUUCUGUCUGCAAUUCAACUCUAUGUCGACCCAUCGGCACCUGUGAUGAACGUGAGGAGGGCUGGUGACGGAAGUGAUUCCGACUCCUCCAGGGCUAAUAGUAGUGACGGGAGCUAUGAAGCUGGAGCAGGCGGUCAUGAACCAGAAAAUACCGUUCAUUCUGUUGCUCAAAGCUUCAAUAAGUUCGUGCUCGAUGAAGGCGAAACUGGAAACCCUAAAGGGAUUCCGGUUUACGAAUACUUUGAGCACGACUUACCAUUUCAGCGUGCUCCUUUGGCUGAUCAGGUAUUGGAACUUGCAUCCAAGUUUCCAGCGCUGAGAACUUAUCGGAGCUGUGAUCUGACUCAAUUGAGCUGGUUUUCUGUAGCCUGGUAUCCCAUAUACCGAAUUCCGGUUGGUCCUUCUCUUCAGAACGUGGAUAGCUGUUUCUUGACCUUCCAUUCUCUGUCAACUCCGUUAAGAGGUACAGAUGGAGAUAGUUCACUUAUUGGUGGGUCGAGGAUUAGGGAGGUUCGUGAUGGCAGAAUGGCUUGCUGUCUGGCAUUGCCGACGUUUGGAAUGGCUGUUUACAAGUUCAAGAGCUCUGACUGGAUUGGAGGCGCGGUUCAUGGUAUUGAAAAGGACGAGGGUGCAAGAUCUGCCGACUUGGGGACAGUACGUCUUCCUUUCUUGAAAUGGAACUUUCAUAGAAACAUAAACCUUGUUAAUGAUGUAAAAUCAUGUUCCGACUAUGAUAAUCUUGUGAGAAAUGGAUUGAUAUACUUAUGGUCGUUCGAAGUUGGAUUCUUUCAUCCUGAACUCUUAGCUCCUCCCUUGUGUGUGACACCACCACAAAGGAAGUGGCCUUCUCCCGUUUCUCCGAUUUCCACUGGUAGUUCAACCUACGUUGACAACGCCCGUUUCAUAGCCAAAAAUAUAUGUGGCCAUGAAAGGGGAAGGAAAGUUGAUAUGCCAAUAUGCGUCUAUUAUUGA